AUGUCGACGAGCUCUCGCUAUAACCCAGCCAAAAAGAGGCAAGGCAGGCUAACUCUAAGAGGUCCAAAACGAGCAAGAACAGAGGCAGAUGAAUCAGAUGGAGCCUCGAGGAGAAAUCGACAUCGUAUUACCCGAGCCUGCAAUGAGUGUCGGAGGCGAAAAGACCGCUGUGGUGGCCAACGUCCAUCAUGCAAGUCUUGUAUCGAGAACAGUCGGGUUUGUAGCUAUGGGCCGUCUAAGAAACGCGGACUACGUCCUGGCUACGUGAGAGCCAUUGAAGUUCUGCUGGGGCUUGUGUUUACCACGGUAGAGGGCAGUGAGUCUUAUGUGUACGGCCUCCUCCAAGGGCAGAUUCAACAGACACCUGUGCAACCUCAAGGGUCUGGGGUAAAGGAGUCUGAUAUCUCUGCCGAAUUCUUACUGGAGGCUUGGCGAAAAGGAUCUGUGGCUAAGGAGGUUGGCAAGCUUCUGUCCCCAGAAGGAGUUGAAGAUGAGGACGAUGGAACUGAUUCAACACAACACUUUGAUACAAAGGUCUCUGAGGCUCUUGCACUGUUUCUCAGUACAAGAGGUGGUGAGGCAGGAGCACCACUUACACCGAUGAACACCGAUACACCACAGGAUGUCAUGGCUUUUGAUACACUCAACUCGCCUGUCACUGCCCCUCCGACCUCUAGCUUUACCGAAGCCUUACCUGAAAUCUCCAUCAGCCACCCACCAGAACCAACCACGUCACACAGUAUCUCCGAACUGCCUAAGAAUUGGCCAUUCCUCCUGGAAGUCUACUUUGAAACCACACAUAGUUGGUUCCCCAUAUCACAGAAGCACGAGCUUCUACGUACAGCCUACAAACUGGCCAAUAGUACGUCGAUAACUUCUGUCGAUCUACCCUCUACGGACGACAUAGCCUUCCUUCAAGCUGUUCUAUUAUUUGCUUCACACCAAUCGGCCUUCAUAUCAGACUCGUUCAAGUCUGCUCAUAACGGGACCCACGACGGAACUUUUAACAUCAGAUCAUCACAAGAUUUGGGUCAAACGUCUUUAUUUGCCGACCCAUCUAUGUAUGAGCUGGGCCACGUUCGGGCUUUUCUUGUGCUAGCGUUAUUUAACAUGGACCAAAAGCUCUGGUCUGCAGCCUGGGUUAAUAUCGGCCGUGCUAUCUAUACAGCAACAUCCAUUGGCCUUGUUGAUAAGAAUUCAAUAGCAGCAAGCUCAAAUUACGAAGACAAUGUCAAGCGGACACUCUUAGGCUGUAUGGUUCUGGAGACUAUUAUCUCGGCACAUGUCAACACUCUUCCCUUUUUCCAAUCGUCAGACAUACUGUCCGCAGGUCUUCUAACAAUAGAUGGAAUGGAAGAGUGGGAACCUUGGCAGCCCAAGAUUGUUAUCUCGACAGGAACCGCACAGGUUCUAGGCCUCAACUCACAUAUGCCUGGACAUGUCAUAAGCACUUUCAACAGACUACUCCUGGUUAUAGCGUCACUGAAUGAGUUGAUCUGCCAAAUGCGCAAUCCUCCCCCUGAAGAAGCGUUGCUGGAAAUUAUACAAGGAUGUGAACAAAACCUCGAGGGCCUGAGCGACACAACUACUGCGGACCCUUCCCCUCAAACCCUUUCUCUUUGGAUGGCUUCCAUUGCCACACUCGAAACUGCAGCGGCUGCACUUUUGGUGUCAAAUGGCACAAGUCGUGAGCGUCCAGGGAGUUACUUGGUUGGCCUUACAAUGUUGGUCGGUCUUGUUGAAAAAAGAGUCCAGUCGAUAGGCCGUCAUUCCAUUCCACCAGUAGCCGAGGCUUGUUUGAUGCUAUUGCGGCAGACUUUGGACCACCAACCGCUACUUUAUGUCGGAAACGAUGUCGAACCUGACUUCAACCUUCUCAAGAAAGCAAUUGCCAGAUAUUUCGCCUUUCUCCAUGAACCAUUAAACGGAGAAAUGCAACUGGAUGCCACAUACAAUCCCCAACCAAACCUAGUUAAUACGGGACGCAAUUCGCUACGAUCAUCACAGCCUAUAGCAGCCGAUACACUCAUACCGCCAAUAAUAAGUAUACCAUCUGAUACAUCAUCGGCAAACCUCAACCUAGAUACACUGUUGGGGGCGAUGGACUCGACAAUGUCUCCGAACCAUCCAAGUCAAACCUCACAGUCUCCCGGAUCAACAAAAGGUGUGGCUUCUGAAACACUGGGCGCAUCUUUGGGAGACGACAUGGGAGACGAUGGGCUUUUUGAUAGCCUCGCUUCGCUUGACUCCACGGAGUGGUUGGCAAAUCCGCCAGAAUUUAUGCAACACCUUGGAUUUCUCGAGAAGCCACCAGAUGACUUUGAAAGCAUCUUCGAAAUUGGGUUCUAA
This is a messenger RNA of Fusarium sp. VM40, 2349 nucleotides long. Lineage: Eukaryota; Fungi; Ascomycota; Sordariomycetes; Hypocreales; Nectriaceae. The record is from the annotation of a GenBank genome assembly.